ACGCAUUUGAUGACAAUAUAUUCUGAAAGUUCUGAAAUAAACUGCACGUCUAUAAAAACACCACAAUUGCAAUUUUAAUCGUAAAAGAUAUAUCGAUGGCUCAAAUUGCCAAGAUUGACGCCCAAGCAGAGAUAAAAUCCUCGCCAGAUAAGUUUCAUGGCUUCUUCAAGAACAACAUCACCUCUUUCCCGCAGAUGUUCCCUCAAAUCUUCAAGAGCGUUGAAGUAGUAGGAGGAGGUGCGCUCAGAGCCGGUGCCGUCUUUUCUUGCAAAUACGACCUUGGAGAGGGUCCAGUGACGGCAAAAAUUAAGAUUCCAGCGGUAGAUGAUGAGAAUACAUCAAUCAACUUUGUUGUCCUUGAAGGAGAUGUUUUGAAGCUGUAUAAGACUUUCAAGGCAAAACUUGAGAUUAGCAAAGCAGGAAAUGGUGGCAGCACAGUAAAAUGGACUUUGGAAGUUGAGAAGGCAAAUGCAAAUGCACCCGAGCCGAAGCUCUAUGCGGAUCAUGCAAUUAAAGUGUCCAAAGGCAUUGAUGCUUACCUGGGCAGGGCUUAAUUCAAUGCCUUUUCUGUAACACAUGCAAACUCUAUUAUGUGCGACACGAAGUUAAUGAGUGCUACAGAGACUUAUUAUAUUGUCAACUAAAUUACAAUAAUAAGAAAAAGUGGCCUUUAAUAUCAA
Molecule: messenger RNA, 680 nt
Organism: Malus domestica (apple)
Lineage: Eukaryota; Viridiplantae; Streptophyta; Magnoliopsida; Rosales; Rosaceae
Product: MLP-like protein 423
Biological process (GO): defense response
Source: RefSeq, a predicted model, not a curated record